CGACACUGCCGCGGGCGUGUGCUUCCCGCUGCCCAAGCUCUGGCGGAGGCUGGACCUGUCGUGGGCGCUGCGGAAGGCCUGGCGACGAGUGGCACCUGCAGAGCGGGCGCUGCCGUUCACGCUCGACAUCGCCGCGGGCAUGGCGAGCCUGGCAGUGGAGGCCGGAGCGUUCGACUUGAGCUGCCUGCUGCUCAUAAGUUUUGAGUGCCUGUUGCGGGGGGCGAGGCCUUGCGUUGACGGUGGACGACGUUUUCGGCCGAGGUACUCAGUCGUGCUGCAUAUCAAGACGUCCAAGACCACAGCAGGCAAGGACGCUGCGGAGGCCGUCGCCAUCAGGGCCUGCCUCGACGCUACUCGCGGCAGCUUGCCUGGCGACGAGGCGCCUCGGACUUCUUUCUUCCUGCAGUCGUCCUCCAUGGAGGCGGCGCUCGCGAGGGGCAGCUGGGUCAGCAGCAUGACGGCCCGCACCUACAUCGAGG
Molecule: messenger RNA, 479 nt
Organism: Prorocentrum cordatum
Lineage: Eukaryota; Dinophyceae; Prorocentrales; Prorocentraceae
Source: the annotation of a GenBank genome assembly